This is a messenger RNA of Paracoccidioides brasiliensis Pb18, 2184 nucleotides long. RefSeq names its product acetoacetate-CoA ligase. Gene Ontology annotation, molecular function: acetoacetate-CoA ligase activity. The transcript has 2 exons. Gene Ontology annotation, cellular component: cytosol. The coding region runs from base 1 to 2184 and encodes 727 amino acids. The record is from RefSeq and is a predicted model, not a curated record. Gene Ontology annotation, biological process: lipid metabolic process.
AUGCCGUCAAUGGACUAUGCCCAAAGCAAUGGCCUUGCUCCUCCUGCCAAAGAGCUCUGGAGGCCUUCGUGCCCCGAAUCCACCGAGAUCUACAAGUUCAUGUCCCUCGUGAGCCAGAAAUAUGGCCUGAGCUUGAACAGCUAUCAUGACCUGUGGGAGUGGAGUGUCAACGAGCCUGCUAAAUUUUGGAAGGAAGUAUGGCACUUUACGGGAGUCAGAGCGCGAAGGACUUAUGAUAAGGUUCUAGACAAUGAUACGCCGCUAUUCCCCAAACCAGUCUUUUUCGAAGGCAGCCUCCUCAAUUUCGCCGAGAAUCUCCUCUUCCCUGCAAGCAACCCCGAUGAAAACUCAGUGGCAGUUAUAGCUGCAACCGAAUCUACCCGGGAGUACAUCUCGUGGAAGGAUCUUCGGGAACGAGUUCGACGCUGUGCGCUAUCUCUCCGGGAAGCAGGCGUGGUCAAGGACGACCGGAUUGCUGGCUUCGUUGGCAAUCAUGCGGACGCAGUGAUUGCCAUGCUUGCAGCUACCUCCAUCGGAGCCUUGUGGAGUGCCGUCUCAACCGAUACAGGCGUACAUGCUGUGCUGGAACGGCUGCGCCAGAUUGAACCGGUCGUGCUCUUCGUUGACAAUGCGUCCCAAUACAACGGCAAAGUCCAUCCAACACAGUCCAAAAUCGUGGAGUUGACAGCGAACCUAGAUUCAUUGCGCUAUAUCGUGGUGUUUGAAGCUGUGAAGGGGUACGAUUUCAAUAUAGAAUCGAUCAAAUCACCAAAUGGCAGGGCCAUAACUUUCUCCGACUUCCUGGCUUCCUCGCAAGAUUCGACUCUGCCAUUGGAAUUUGAGCCCCUCCCGCCAGACCACCCAGUCUAUAUCCUUUAUUCAUCGGGUACAACCGGUGCCCCCAAACCAAUCGUCCACGGUGCCCUCGGUACACUCUUGCAGCACAAGAAAGAACAUGUUCUCCAUGGUGAUAUUGGACCUGAUGAUCGACUGUUCUACUUCACAACAACCACCUGGAUGAUGUGGCACUGGCUUUUAUCUGCGCUGGCAAGCGGCGCCAGCAUAGUGGUUUACGAUGGUUCCCCCUUCCGGCCCCUAGACCCAGAAGAUGGGAAAGGGGAUAUGGCCAUGGCCCGCCUCAUUGACGAAUUGCAGAUAACCCACUUUGGGACAUCUGCAAAGUACCUCUCAGUCCUAGAGCAAUCUCUGCUAAACCCCUCCAAACACCCUCACAGACCCGUAUCUUUGCGAACUCUGAAAGCUAUUUUCAGCACCGGAUCACCACUAGCCCCUUCAACCUUCGAUUAUGUAUACUCUCAUAUCCACCCCGAUAUAAUGCUAGGUUCCAUCACGGGUGGCACAGAUAUCAUCUCCCUCUUCGGCGCUUCCUGCCCCAUCCUCCCCGUCCAUCGUGGGGAGAUCCAAUGUCGCGGUCUUGGCAUGGCAGUUUCUGUCUACGACUACACCGGCAAGGAUAUCAGCUCCACAAAUGAUGCGGGUGAUCUAGUGUGCACAAAGGCCUUUCCAGUGCAGCCCGUCAUGUUCUGGCCGCCAGGCCCCAUAGGCGAAGAGAAGUAUCGAAAGAGUUACUUUGACGUCUUCGGACCAUCAACAUGGCACCACGGCGAUUUCGUGAAACUUAACCCCACAACGGGCGGGUUGGAGAUGCUAGGGCGAAGUGACGGCGUUCUCAAGCCUGCUGGCGUCAGAUUUGGAAGCGCGGAGAUAUACAAUGUUAUCCUUAAGCAUUUUGCCUCCGAGGUUGAAGAUUCGUUGUGUAUCGGCCGCAGACGCAAUGGGAUCGAGAACGACGAAACUGUCGUGCUCUUUGUUAAGUUGGCACGACCGCCCGCCUCAUCGUCACCCUCCACUCCGGGUUCCGCAUCAUCGUCCGCGGUUUCAACCCCGGAGACGGCCAAUGGUAGUUGUCAUACAGGCCCUGAGAAACUGAUCAUGCCCCCGGAUCUCGCUAGCCGCAUACAAGCUACUAUCCGCCAGGAGCUUAGCGCACGACAUGUACCUGUCAUUGUAGAUGCAUGCCCCGAAAUCCCUGUGACAACCAAUGGGAAGAAGGUUGAAAAUGCUGUUAAACAGAUACUCUGUGGGUUGAAUAUUAAAACGGGUGCCAGCGUGGCUAAUGCGGAGUGCCUGGAAUGGUUCCGGAAAUGGGCUGCGGAGCACUGA